CAGCUGGACUAGGCAGCGUGAUUCUUGAGAAGUCCACCAUGAAAACAUUGACAAGUCUGUUGCUUUUGUUCUGUUUGUGAUCUAGAAGCUGUUUCUUUUUUCACAUGAUGGCUUAUUUGCGUAGCUAAUGAGGGCUCUUUGAUGGUGUUAUAGUCUACGGGAAGUCUGGAAGCCCAGUUGAUCAUAUGAGUUGCUUUGGAGAUGUUGCAAGACGCUUUCAGGAAACCGAUCUAGAUGAAGCCACUAAAGGGAAACAAUACAUCCACUCUUGCCUUAGGUUCUUUUUCCUAAAUUCAGAAGUUUUCCUCCAUUGUUUGAGAAUACACUCGGGAGCUGACCCUUGCAAGUUUUUCUCUCCUUUGGUAUCUAUGACUAACUAUCUGGAUAGGUCUCUAGACGACUUGAAACUGUAUCACGCUCAUUUACUGCAAAAGGCGUUUGGAAUGAAGAUGAGGAUUGCAGCCUACUGGCCUAUCGUCUUGCAGAGAAUUAUUGACAGCAUCUCAAUGCAUCUUCACCUCUCUGUGAAUUAUCUGGUCAACAGUCGCUUUCAGACAGAGAUCAUAGCUGAAAUGGUGGAUUUUGGAGGUGGUGGAAGAGUUGAGAGGAUGCUGCGAGGUGAUGAGCAAGAGAAGGAGAUAAUGAAGAGCCGUAUCGGUCUCUUGAAGGAUAGUGUUGAGGUCGUUUAGCCAUUCCUCUUGGUUAAAACAAAAUUGGCUUCGGUUUUCGUAAAGUUUGUGUUAUGAGUGGCUUCGGUUUGAUUGGUUUUCUGAUGUCUUUUUUUUCCUUUAUUUUGGGAAGUGAUUGCGUUAUCAAUCUUUGUAAGGAGAUAACAAUGAUUCAAACACGAUGGUAUAGUUUACGUGCAAUAAUUGAAGUUCUCAUUA
Messenger RNA from Brassica oleracea var. oleracea, 887 nucleotides. Its product is annotated as dynamin-related protein 4C-like. NCBI's taxonomy places the organism in Eukaryota, Viridiplantae, Streptophyta, Magnoliopsida, Brassicales, Brassicaceae. Bases 186 to 689 code for a protein of 167 amino acids. The record is from RefSeq and is a predicted model, not a curated record. The transcript has 5 exons.